Molecule: messenger RNA, 1863 nt
Organism: Aplosporella prunicola CBS 121167
Lineage: Eukaryota; Fungi; Ascomycota; Dothideomycetes; Botryosphaeriales; Aplosporellaceae
Exons: 6
Coding region: 1-1863 (620 amino acids)
Molecular function (GO): metalloaminopeptidase activity
Source: RefSeq, a predicted model, not a curated record
AUGGUCACUGUGAACACUACCGAGAGGCUGGCGCAUCUGCGCCAAUUGAUGCGCGACCGCAAGAUUGAUGUGUACAUUGUGCCCUCCGAAGAUAGCCAUCAGUCUGAGUAUAUUGCGCCUUGCGAUGCCCGUCGAGAAUUCAUCUCCGGUUUCUCUGGAUCCGCCGGGACAGCCGUCAUCACCCUGGACAAGGCCGCUCUCGCCACUGAUGGUCGCUACUUCAACCAAGCCGAAAAGCAGCUCGACAGCAAUUGGGAACUUCUGAAGCAGGGACUGCAGGAUGUCCCUACAUGGCAAGAAUGGACUGCCGAACAGUCGGAAGGAGGAAAAACUGCCGGUGUAGACCCGAGCGUUGUCACAGCUUCUGACGCCCGCAAGCUCAAGGACAAGAUCAAGAAGAAGGGUGGUGAAGGCUUGACUGCCGUGAAAGAGAACCUCAUCGACAUCGUGUGGGGCAAUGCUAAGCCACCUCGGCCGAAUGAAAAGGUCCAGGUCCAGCCGUACGAAUAUGCUGGCAAGGAAGUCUCUGAGAAGAUCAAGGAACUUCGUGAAGAACUUUCAAAACGCAAGAGCGCUGGCUUCGUAGUUUCAAUGCUGGACGAAGUUGCUUGGUUCUUCAACCUUCGAGGAAACGAUAUUCCUUACAACCCCGUCUUCUUUUCCUACGCCGUUGUUACUCCUACUGCGGCUACGCUCUACGUAAACGACAGCAAGCUGCCACAAGAAGUCAAGAAGCACUUGGGCGACAGCAUUACAAUCAGGCCUUACGACACGAUCUUCACGGAUGUGGAGGCUCUGAGUAAAGAGACUGCGUCGACCAACCCUCAAGAGGAGGCAAAUGCUGCUCCUCAGAAAUACCUUGUCUCAAACAAAGCAUCAUGGGCACUUGUUGAGGCUUUGGGAGGGGAGAAGAAGGUAGAUGAGGUCAGGAGCCCAAUCGGAGAUGCCAAAGCCAUCAAGAAUGCUAUCGAGAUGGAAGGCAUGAGAGCAUGCCACAUCAGAGACGGAGCGGCGCUCAUCGAGUAUUUCGCUUGGCUCGAGGAUCAACUUAUUAACAAGGGUGAGAAGCUUGAUGAGGUCCAGGCAGCUGACAAGCUUGAGGCGGUUCGCUCCAAACAUGAUCGUUUCGUGGGUCUAUCGUUUGACACAAUCUCUUCUACUGGUGCCAACGCCGCCGUCAUUCAUUACAAGCCCGAGCCCGGCAAUUGCUCAGUCAUCGAUCCCAAGGCAGUCUACCUGUGCGACUCGGGUGCACAAUAUCUUGAUGGAACUACCGAUACCACAAGGACACUGCACUUUGGCGAGCCUACGGAGAUGGAGAAGAAGGCUUAUACUCUUGUACUCAAGGGCAACAUCGCACUUGAGCGUGCAAAAUUCCCGAAGGGAACCAGCGGGUUUGCCUUGGAUUCCCUUGCGCGCCAGUUCUUGUGGGCUGAAGGCCUUGAUUACCGCCACGGUACAGGCCAUGGUGUCGGCUCAUUCUUGAACGUCCACGAAGGGCCUAUCGGUAUCGGUACGCGUGUGCAGUACUCGGAGAUUGCCCUCGCAGUCGGCAAUGUCAUCUCUGAUGAGCCUGGCUAUUAUGAGGAUGGCAACUUUGGCAUCCGUAUUGAGAACAUCAUCAUGGUCCGCGAAGCAGAAACGACGCACAAAUUCGGCGAUAAGCCGUACCUGGGCUUCGAGCACGUGACAAUGGUGCCCAUGUGCCGCAAGCUGAUUGAUGAGACGCUCCUGACACCGGAUGAAAAGAAGUGGCUCAACAGUUAUCACGCCGAGGUGAAGGAGAAGACCAAGCAUUUCUUCGAAAGCUCGGGUGAUGCCACCACUCUGAAGUGGCUGGAGAGAGAGACGCAGCCUUACUAG